UCAGUGUCAAGUGUCUGUCAUUGUAGUAGCAAAAUAUACAAAUAAAAUAUUGUUUGUUGAUUUUCGUUUUAAGUAUCACAGUUUAAAGAAAGGUAAAUGAACUAUUGCAACAUUAAUUUAUGAAUAAAGAUAUGAUAAGAUAGAACAAAAUGGUUGGUUCGCUGAUGCUUUGGAAGUUAAUGCACUGUAAACGUUUCAAGAAGAGAUCUCCGAAGAACAAUAAAAAAGAAAAGAAUUUGGGUCUUCCUGUGCCCUCUACAGAUCCUUUAAUUACUACGAAAAUAGAAGUAACCUUAGUGAACAAGAUAUGUAGAGUUUGUCUUAAAAAUGGCGAGAUUCCAAUAUAUGACGAUAAUCGUACUGAAAAUAUUUCUGAGGCAUUAAUUAACUUCGGCGGUAUUGAAAUAACGCCUGACGAUGAAUAUCCAAAAUUUCUAUGUGAAUCGUGCUAUGCACUUUUACGAGGCGCUAUAUUAUUUAGAAAAACCGCGCAAGAUUCCGAUCAAAUACUACGAUGUCCACAAAAAGAAUCUGAUAAUGAAAGCAUAAAUAUUACAGACACGUCUAUUGACUACAAUAUAAAGGAGAGAGACCGAAAAAAGUAUAUUUGUAAGAAAUGCGAUAUUGAUUUUGAUACAUUUUCAGAGUACAGUGAGCAUAGAUUAUCACAAGAACAUGAAAAUUUAAAGCAUACAUGUCCGAUAUGCAAGAAUUCCUACAGUUCAGUAUACUUUAAAAAACACAUGGCUAUACAUACAUUAGAAGCAUCACAUGUGUGUGAUAUUUGUGGUAAAAAGUUCACUGUAAAAGGACUGUUUACUCGUCAUAGACAGACACAUUUCAACAACUUUCCUUUCAGUUGUUCCUUAUGUCCAUAUAAAGGUAGAUUUAAAGAAUCAUUAAAAAUGCAUAUGAGAUCUCACACAGGUGAAAGAAAUUACCAAUGUACUCAUUGUCCUAGUAAAUUUGUUCAUAAAAGCAAUUUAAAUAAACAUAUGUUAAUGCAUAAAGAUGGUUUUGAUUUCAAAUGUGAGACAUGUGGUAGGGGAUUUUAUAACAAAAGAUCUCUCGAACAACAUAUAAAAGUUGACCAUAAUGGUGUAAAAGAUCAUAUUUGCAACAUUUGUGGUAAAGCAUUUGGAUACAGAAAGCAAAUGAUGAAACAUCAAUUGAGAGUUCAUAAAAGAGAGAAGUUUAAAAGUGGUAGAAUGCCGUUAUAUCUCCAAUUACAAAAUAAAGAGGAAAAUACAAAAGACAUAAAAUGACCUAUACUAUAAUAUUGUAAGGACAUUUGAAAAUAAUUAUAAGAAGAUUCAAGGGGCCAGCAACGGCAAAGUUUAGUAGUAAUAACUUGAAAAUAUAGUUUAUAACAGAUUGCAAUUUUUUUGACUUCAGAACCCAUCAAAGAAGCAGUUUAAAAUGAACCCAAGAA
Molecule: messenger RNA, 1432 nt
Organism: Papilio xuthus (Asian swallowtail)
Lineage: Eukaryota; Metazoa; Arthropoda; Insecta; Lepidoptera; Papilionidae
Product: zinc finger protein 16
Exons: 1
Coding region: 150-1265 (371 amino acids)
Biological process (GO): regulation of transcription by RNA polymerase II
Cellular component (GO): nucleus
Molecular function (GO): zinc ion binding; RNA polymerase II cis-regulatory region sequence-specific DNA binding; DNA-binding transcription factor activity
Source: RefSeq, a predicted model, not a curated record